Molecule: messenger RNA, 1292 nt
Organism: Lactuca virosa
Lineage: Eukaryota; Viridiplantae; Streptophyta; Magnoliopsida; Asterales; Asteraceae
Source: the annotation of a GenBank genome assembly
UGAGGGAUUCUAUUUUUGAAAAGUUUAAUGGUAGUCUGCGAUAUAGCGUAUCACACCUCCGUCCCGCUCUCCCUUUAUAACUCCGUAUUCGUUUCCUCCAAACCCUAACGUUUUCUCUGCUCACACAAACACACACUUCUCUCUGCCGCUUAUUCUCUCACGAAUUUUUCUAUUCCUCUUCAACAAUGGAGUUUUGGGGUGCUGAGAUUAAAAGUGGCCAGUCAUUUGAUGUAGUCAUUGGUGAAGGCAAGGUUUUGCAUCUUUCACAGGCUUGUCUUGGUGAAGCAAAGAAGGAAACAAAGGAAUCUGUUUGCAUGCACAUGACUAUUGAUGGAAAAAAACUUGUUCUAGGAACCCUUAUCCCUGAGAAGAUUCCACAACAGCUAUUUGACUUGGUCUUUGACAAAGACUUUCAAGUCUCACACAACUCAAAAAACAGCAAAUUUUCUUCUGAGGAUGAUGAGGAGGAAGAGCUUCCACUUCCAGUGGCUAAUGGAAAGCAAGAGGCAAAGAAAGAGGCAAAGAAAGAGGAGAAAAAAGUUGUAGUUCCUAAGAAAGAACAGAAGUCAUCUGCUGCUGGAAAACAGAAGGUGAAGAUUGUGGAACCUGAAAAAGAUGUGAAAGAGUCAGAUGAUGAUGAUGAUGACAGUGAUGACUCUGAUGCAAUGUCUGAAGAUUCUGAUGAUGAGGAUGAUGAGGAUUCUUCUGAUGAUGAAGAAGACAGUGAUGAGGAGGAAGAGACACCCAAAAAGGAACAAUCAGGAAAGAAGAGACAGAAUGAAUCUGCAAGCAAGACCCCUACUGAGAAGAAGAAAACAAAGAUUGCUGCUACCCCUCAGAAGACUGAAGGGAAGAAGGGUGGAGCAGUGCAUAUAGCGACACCUCAUCCAUCAAAGCAGGCGGUUGCUAAGACGCCAGCUGGCGGAAGCAAGUCGAACCAGAAAAGUCCGGCUACUGAGGGUGCUCAUUCUUGCAAAUCGUGCAACAGGAACUUUAAGACAGAGGGUGCUCUUUCAUCUCAUAACCAGGCGAAGCACUCAGCAAGUAAAUGAAUGGAAAGUGAAAGAGAGUGAGUGAUUGAGAGGAUGGAAGAUUUUGUUGAAGAUGAGGAGGGUUUGUUUAGUAGUUUUUGAAUAUCAUGAUAUGAUUGAUGAUGAGUAGAGGUUUGUUAGUAGUUAGUAUUGGAAAAAAAAAUUCUAUCCUUAAUCUGUCUGUUUGGAAGAUUGAUUGAUGAUAUGGCAGUUGUGUUGAUGAUGCUCUAUCUACUUACUCAUUUUUUUGGUGAUUAAUGG